Messenger RNA from Hansenula anomala, 1110 nucleotides. RefSeq names its product zinc-binding alcohol dehydrogenase family protein. Gene Ontology annotation, molecular function: oxidoreductase activity, acting on NAD(P)H. Lineage: Eukaryota; Fungi; Ascomycota; Saccharomycetes; Phaffomycetales; Wickerhamomycetaceae. The transcript has a single exon. The record is from RefSeq and is a predicted model, not a curated record. Bases 1 to 1110 code for a protein of 369 amino acids.
AUGUCAGAUAAAAUCCCAAACACAGCAGCAUUCAUCACAAAUUCCAAAGAAGAUGGCCAAUUCGUCACAGUUGGUGAAGCACCAUACACCAACCCAUCAGAUGACCAACUAUUAAUCAAAUCCAUAGCGUAUGCAGUCAAUCCAACAGAUUGGAAACAUGUUGAAUAUGGAUUUUCACAAAAAGGUGCUAUUGCAGGUUGUGAUGUCAGUGGUGUAGUGGAAUUCGUUGGUGCUAAUGUCGAGGGUUUCAGUAAAGGUGAUUUUGUUUCAAGUUUCUUACAUGGUAAUACAAAACCAGAUCGUGGAGCUUUUGAAAAAUUUGUUGUUAUUGAUCCUCAAGUGACUAUUAAAUAUCCAAAGAAAUUUCCAGUUGAUGCCUUAAAAGUUGGUGAGUAUCCUGCUGGGGAGAUUAAAUCUUUUGAAGGUGCAGCUUCUGUUACUUUGGGGUUAGCCACUGUUGGGUUAUCAUUUGCUGGUAAUUUGAAGAUUUCUCCAUUGAAGAGUGGUAAUUCUGAUAAAUAUAUUUUAAUUUGGGGUGGGGCCACUGCAACUGGUAUUUUGGCUAUUCAAAUUGCUAAACAUAUUUAUGGAUUGAAUGUUGUCACCACUGCAUCUCCAAAGAAUCAUGAAUUUUUGAAAUCAAUUGGUGCUGAUCAUACAAUUAAUUAUCGUGAUGAAGAUGUUAUAACUCAAUUGAACAAAUUUGAUUUCUCAUAUGCUUUUGAUAUUGUUGCCUCAAAGGAGACUUUCCAACAAGUUAUUGAUGCAACCAAGAAUUCAAAACAUGUUAAAGUUGAUAAUUUAUUAUUCCUUGGAGAAAAAGAUGUUUCCAUUGGUGAUAGAUCGGGUGAAUUGGAAUUUGUUCCACCAACUUUGGCAUAUGCUGCCGUUGGUUAUAAAUUGGAUGCUUAUGGUCAUACAUGGGUAAUUGAUGAUGAUACAUCCAAGAGAUAUAAAGAAUUUUGGUUUGAAUUAUUACCAAAUUUCAUCAAUGAUUUAAAACAUGCCAAUUUGAAAGUUUUGAAACCAGGAUUUGAAAGUGCAAAUGAAGCUAUUGAUUUAUUAAAACAUGAUAAAGUUAGUGCUGAGAAAGUUGUCUUUAGAUCAUAG